Euleptes europaea (tarantolino) is the source of this 1296-nucleotide messenger RNA. Its product is annotated as zinc finger protein 684-like. The transcript is spliced from 6 exons. The record is from RefSeq and is a predicted model, not a curated record. Gene Ontology annotation, biological process: negative regulation of transcription by RNA polymerase II. Gene Ontology annotation, molecular function: DNA-binding transcription repressor activity, RNA polymerase II-specific. Lineage: Eukaryota; Metazoa; Chordata; Lepidosauria; Squamata; Sphaerodactylidae. The annotation marks the transcript as partial.
AUGGAAGACCAGGACCCGGAAAGACCUGGACCUGGCAAGAGAUCAAGGAAAGGCCCCCAGCCCAUCCAAGCUGGGAGUGGCAUGGAAUUCUGGGUGAAAGCUGAGCCAGAGACCUGGGAUCAGGAGCCUCUGAACUCAGAAGUACAUUGCCAACACUUCCGUCUGUUCCGCUACUGUGAGGCCGAUGGGCCCCGAGAGAGGUGGAGUCUAUCCGAGAAUAUGGAAGCUGAGUUCUGUGAGACAGAAAGAGCUCCGUUGGAAGAAGGACAGCGGGACCAGGGCCAGGAACAUGGCCAAGAUUCCCUCUUAUGCGGCAGUGAAGAGACAGUGUUGAUCAAUUUUUUUUGCGAAGGUGUGGAAACAGCUGUUGUACCUCCAGUCCAGUCUCCAGUUUCCUUUAGGGAGGUGGCCAUGUAUUUCACUGGGGCAGAGUGGGCCUUGCUGGAUCCAGACCAAAAAGCUCUCUACAGGGUAGUCAUGAUGGAGAACUACGGGAGCGUGGUCUCUCUGGCAGGGGAUGAUCAGUGGAAGGUGGGUGAAAAGGAAGUGCAUAAACUCUCAACAGAUGAAGUGAAGAGUGAAGAUUUUAAAGGAAACUUCAGGAAUCACGGUAGACCUAAGAGGCAGAAAGAAUGUCACAGAGUCGAGAAGAAAGAUAAAUCCAUUUCUGGCAAAGGGAGGGAUUUCUGUGAACAAAGCCACAUAGUGGAAAAAGCAUAUAAGUGCUUGGAGUGUGAAAUGAACUUCUCAGAUCAAACCCAAUAUGAUAUCCACUUGCAAAUGCACAGUGGAAAGAAGAACCAUCAGUGCUUGGAGUGUGGCAAGAGCUUCCUUCAUAGAGCAGAACUCCUUAGGCAUCAAAGAACACACAAAGGUGACAAACCUUAUCGUGACUCAGACAGUGGCAAGAGCUUCUCACACAAAUCAGACCUUUUUGAACACAAAAUAAUUCAUUCAGGAGAGAAGCCAUUUAUCUGUCCGGAAAGUGGAAGGAUGUUCUCUUGUGGAAGAAAAGGAAAUGCACUUUUCCCAAAGUAUGGAAUAAUGGGGGCACAUAAAUGCUCUUGGUGUGGAAAGAACUUCAGAUACAGAUCAAAGCUCCUUAUACAUCAAAGGACGCACACAGGAGAGAAACCUUUUGAAUGCUCAGACUGUGGAAAGAGAUUUAGUUGCAGUGGCAAUCUUCAAAAGCAUUUAAGAACGCACACAGGGGAAAAACCUUUUGAAUGCUCAGAGUGUGGAAAGAGAUUUAGUUGCAGAGGCAAUCUUCAAAAGCAUCAAAGAACACACACAGGG